AUGAACUCGUCCGCAAAGGUUAAGACUGUCCAGCUCUGGGAUAAGAGCAAGGAUGACCUGCUGAAGCAGCUCGGCGAGCUCAAGGCCGAGCUCGGCCAGCUGCGCAUCCAAAAGGUCGUCUCUUCCGGCUCCAAGCUCAACAAGAUCCACGACUUCCGCAAGUCCAUUGCUCGCGUCCUCACCGUCAUCAACGCCAAGCAACGCAGCCAGCUCCGCCUCUUCUACAAGAACAAGAAGUACGCUCCCCUCGACCUCCGCCCCAAGCAGACCCGCGCCAUCCGUCGCCGACUAUCGCCCGAGGACAAGGCCCGCGUGCUCGAGAAGGCCAAGAAGCGCGAGACGCACUUUCCCCAGCGCAAGUUUGCCAUCAAGGCUUAA
This is a messenger RNA of Beauveria bassiana ARSEF 2860, 378 nucleotides long. RefSeq names its product putative ribosomal protein L35. Gene Ontology annotation, cellular component: cytosolic large ribosomal subunit; ribosome. Bases 1 to 378 code for a protein of 125 amino acids. Gene Ontology annotation, biological process: translation; maturation of LSU-rRNA from tricistronic rRNA transcript (SSU-rRNA, 5.8S rRNA, LSU-rRNA). The record is from RefSeq and is a predicted model, not a curated record. The transcript has 3 exons. Lineage: Eukaryota; Fungi; Ascomycota; Sordariomycetes; Hypocreales; Cordycipitaceae. Gene Ontology annotation, molecular function: mRNA binding; structural constituent of ribosome.